CCUUUCCACCAAUUUUUGGGCCAAAAACGACAUAAUCAGGACAAAAGUCUCUCCCAAAGUUGCUUCCAAUCUUGCCAAGUCUACUUUUGACAGCGAGAUAUCGUGUACAACGCCAGUCUCAGUCCCAGCACACCGCAUAGUCUGGGAGUACAAGAUGGUAUAACAUCAAAUAUACUCGAAAACACACCCCCCUCCAUCUUUGAUGCCCAAAUUGAGAUUGUGACUGUGCAUCCCUUGAGAUAGAUAGCCCCAAAAGGCUGCCAACAGGCAUUUCACAUGUGACAUCUCCCUACGCGCCGGGUCGUGGGAGGAUAUCAGCUCAUAGGCUCUCAUCGGGCCCUGGCUCCCGCCCUCCAUCUUACAGGAAUAUCCAGUUACAGUCUAUUUGUCACGAUGGGUACAGAUGCCACUCCAGCUACAAUUACACAAACAUUUUUUCUUGCUUUUUUUGCUCUUUCGAGCGCCGAAGUGGGAACAAGACAAUGCAGUGGCAUCUCUUUCUUCGUCUAGUGAACAGAGUAUGGAUGCCUAUAUCUCGUCAUAUGCCAAGCCCACGCAUCUGGAUCUGAUGCGCCAGCCCCAACCCAGACUCCUGUCUCAACUCCCUGUCUUUCAGCUCAAGGGUCAAAACGACCAAUCGUCGGGCCGAAGGUCAUGAAUAUGAAGAUGGGCGUGAGAUAUGAGAGAUCAAAAUAUGAUAUGUGACCAGGAAAUGAAGAGCUUGUCCGUACAUGGCACCGUAUACCUGGCUGCGGUCCCGAAUAGUCGGAGCUUGUCUCGCCCAGCUCGGGCAUCAGAUGCUACCAUCACUAGUAGUAUUCCUGUCUCUCAUCUCCCUUGGCCCAAAGGCAAAAAGACAAGGCGGACCAACAAGGGAGGGGAUCAGAAAGACAGACAGCUCUGUUUGCCUCCCUGGUUUUUCCCCGAUGUGUGACGAAAUGAUGCUACUACCGACAUGCUGGAAUUGGAGGGAGGAUGAGCUCGUGGGACACAAUGCGAGGGCUGGACACUUGUUCCCCCACGCGAUGGCAGCCUCAGGAGAGGGAGGCUUUCUGCCGUCUAUAUUCUCAGCUCAGCCAUCUUCUCAACUCAAAGGAGCAUGAGCAGUAGAGAGAGUAGAGCAGCAGCAAACAUGCAUAUUGUGCAAGAUGCCUUCUUGCUUGGGCUUGUGCUCAUAAAACUUGGCCAGUCAACCAUGCCAUACGCAUGCCAACGAAACUGCUUCCACUCCCACUGCUACCAGGUAUUACUCAUGCUUCCCACCUCGUAAUCACGAGGCCAUGUUGUUUCUUUUUCGC
Molecule: messenger RNA, 1298 nt
Organism: Trichoderma atroviride IMI 206040
Lineage: Eukaryota; Fungi; Ascomycota; Sordariomycetes; Hypocreales; Hypocreaceae
Source: RefSeq, a predicted model, not a curated record